GAGGCACCAGAUGUUAUGCCAGUCCGGACCGCGCCAGCACAUGCACGCGACGACGAAGAAAAAACAGCGCUGCCAAUGGGAGAACCAGGAGCUGCUAGCGGUUCAUCCGUUACUAACCAUACAGGACCCGCACCUAACUUGGGCGCUGGUGCUCCUGUUGCUCCCGCUCCAGAAGCACCGGAAGCAGCCGAAGGAAACGGCAAAUCAGAAGGCAGUGGCACCGAGUACGUUAUCGUUUCAAACUAACAUCCGCAGAUUUUGCAUUAUUUCCCGAUGUCCCCCUAUAUUCUAA
Molecule: messenger RNA, 292 nt
Organism: Gongylonema pulchrum
Lineage: Eukaryota; Metazoa; Nematoda; Chromadorea; Rhabditida; Gongylonematidae
Source: the annotation of a GenBank genome assembly